GUGAGCGGUUACUCUCUGCCGACACUUCGCAACGAUCCCUCUUAGUGAUUGUCUCCACAACAUCAUAUACUCAAAUACCCGCAUAUAGUGAGAAUAUGGCGCGAGGAACAUUGUUUUUGCUUGCGUUUUGCGCCCUCGCCGCUGCAGCUAUGGUGAGCCGGGAACGGCGAGCUGUAAACACGGAAGAUCAGCAGGAGCCCAUAUCGACAACAACGCAGCGGCUUAUAUGUGAACCACAGACACCGUGUGCAUGGUCUAUUUACAAGCCUGGCCUGAAAUACUUGACACAAAACUUGACAAACUCUUACUGCGUGUGUAGUGCAGAUACGGUGUGUCAGGUUAACGAAGACGACACGUCUGUGAACGCGUACAUCCACCGGUGCCGGCCGCCACCAACCGAGGAGGAGGAGUACGAGUCCGACAGAUAGCGGGCGCACGCCGCGCUGGGAGCCUGCGGCCCCCGCACAGACCUGACUGACGUCGCUUCUUCAGUUCCUCAGCUAAUAUUAAUUCCGUUGCGAAUGAUACUAAAAACAUCAAAUAACAUGUUUCAAUUUUAAUGAUACGGGCUGGUCUGAUCCUGAACUAUUAUUUAUAUUUACUACGGCUCAUCUGAUCUGACGAUAUACAAAAAGGCAUUGACUGAUCUAUUACGGUGAUGAUUUAAUUUAACAUACGACUAGAUUUGUUGAUAAUGAGAAAUAAUGCCUACUUCGUCAAUCAAUUCUAAUAGCAAAAUAUAGUUUUAAAUUGGUAUUAUUCAUUGAAUCCGCCUUUUAGAAAUCAUUUAAUUUUAUAAGUUAUUUAUAGUUCAUAAUUCAUUAAUUUAAUAUUAUCACAUCGCUAGAGUACUUAUUAGAUUUUAUCCGAAUAUAUAUAUAUGUAUAAUUUUAUCCGACAUUUUUAUUGCUGAUCAAUAAUGAAUAAGCGCGUCGUUUUGAAGUUCCUAUUUUUUAUAUAAUUUUUUUCUAACAAUUUUAUAUAAUGAUAUGUCUUAGUUAUAAGUGAAGCUAGAUUUAUUAUAGUGUUUAAUCACUUUGACAUAAUAAAACCGUAUUACUAGAUGAAUUAAUUAGACUCAUUCUGUAAAAUUGAAUGUUGGACAAAAUAAAUGCUAAUUGAAUGUUGUA
Molecule: messenger RNA, 1130 nt
Organism: Galleria mellonella (greater wax moth)
Lineage: Eukaryota; Metazoa; Arthropoda; Insecta; Lepidoptera; Pyralidae
Exons: 3
Coding region: 96-428 (110 amino acids)
Source: RefSeq, a predicted model, not a curated record